GCAUUCCAGCAUAUCAGAUCAACAUUCCAAUAAGUGACGUAUUUUAUGACCCACCUAUUCCAGCUAUUGGAUAUGUUCCACUGGUUUCUCAUCCUGCAAUUCCUGGUGGUAACUUUAUCAUUGAUCUUUACAAAAUUCAGCAAAUAAUCUUGAAACGUCAGCCAAGAUAA
Paraglomus occultum is the source of this 170-nucleotide messenger RNA. NCBI's taxonomy places the organism in Eukaryota, Fungi, Glomeromycota, Glomeromycetes, Paraglomerales, Paraglomeraceae. The record is from the annotation of a GenBank genome assembly.